GGCGGGAGGCGGCGGCACAUCCGGGACGGCAGCGGCGCCGCCAUGGCGACGGCUUUCAAAACGGUGGAACCAUUGGAGUAUUACAGAAGAUUUUUGAAAGAGAACUGUCGACCCGAUGGAAGGGAGUUAGGUGAAUUCCGGGCAACCACUGUCAACAUAGGUUCAAUUACAACUGCAGAUGGUUCUGCCCUGGUGAAGUUAGGAAAUACUACAGUGAUUUGUGGAGUUAAAGCGGAACUUGCUGCACCCGCAGUAGAUUCUGCUAACAAGGGAUAUAUUGUUCCAAACGUAGAACUGCCAUCCCUCUGUUCAACAAGGUUUCGCUCUGGACCACCUGGUGAAGAGGCUCAAGCAGCAAGCCAGUUCAUUGCAGAUGUGAUUGAAAAUUCACAGAUAAUAGCGAAAGAAGAUCUGUGUGUUGCAAACGGCAAGCUUGCUUGGGUGUUAUACUGUGAUAUCAUAUGUCUGGACUACGAUGGAAACAUUUUGGAUGCCAGUGCCUUUGCUUUGUUAGCAGCAUUAAAAAAUGUACAGUUGCCAUCAGUUACUAUAAAUGAAGAAACUGGUUUAUCAGAAGUUAAUUUAAAACAGAAGAAUCCUUUGAUUAUCAGAAAGCAUCCGGUUGCCACGUCAUUUGCUAUAUUUGAUGACACAUUACUCAUUGUUGAUCCAACUGCUGAAGAAGAAGACUUAGCAACUGGAACAGUAACUAUUGUAACCGAUGAAGAAGGCAGACUAUGUUCUGUCCAUAAACCAGGUGGAAGUCCUCUUACAGGAGCCAAGCUUCAGGACUGUAUCACCAGAGCAGUUACAAGACACAAAGAAGUAAAGAAGCUGAUAGACAAAGUAAUAAAAAGUAUAAAGCCCAAGUGAACAAAAGGAGAGAUCUUUUCAAAAAUGGAUUCGUAAAAAUUGUAUUUGUUACAGUGUUCACAAACCUUUUAUACUAAAUAAACAAAUACCAAUACUA
Aquila chrysaetos chrysaetos is the source of this 970-nucleotide messenger RNA. It is a transcript of the gene EXOSC8, whose product is annotated as exosome component 8. The record is from RefSeq and is a predicted model, not a curated record. Bases 43 to 873 code for a protein of 276 amino acids. The transcript has 11 exons. Gene Ontology annotation, biological process: TRAMP-dependent tRNA surveillance pathway; U1 snRNA 3'-end processing; exonucleolytic trimming to generate mature 3'-end of 5.8S rRNA from tricistronic rRNA transcript (SSU-rRNA, 5.8S rRNA, LSU-rRNA). NCBI's taxonomy places the organism in Eukaryota, Metazoa, Chordata, Aves, Accipitriformes, Accipitridae. Gene Ontology annotation, cellular component: cytoplasmic exosome (RNase complex); nuclear exosome (RNase complex).